Messenger RNA from Mus musculus (house mouse), 3218 nucleotides. RefSeq names its product tocopherol (alpha) transfer protein (gene Ttpa). NCBI's taxonomy places the organism in Eukaryota, Metazoa, Chordata, Mammalia, Rodentia, Muridae. The transcript has 5 exons. The record is from RefSeq and is marked validated. Gene Ontology annotation, cellular component: cytoplasm. Gene Ontology annotation, molecular function: vitamin E binding. Bases 347 to 976 code for a protein of 209 amino acids.
AGAGAUGGCCUGAGCUCAGCCUUAAGGAAGGGGUCAGGAGGAGGGUUCCUGAGUGUCUGCUACCCAAGCUAAUUAAAGAGCCGUUUACAGUGUUCCCUGAUUCCAAAACGGACAGAGGGGGAAGGGCAACGAGGAAAGGGUGAGAAAAGUCUCUGGCAGCCUGAUUAUAAACAUCCCAAGUAACUUUUCGACUUCCCGUUCUUUAGGUUCAACACUAGUGACUUUCCUUCCCUGGGACUGGCUGCGGUUACCCUGGUGAGCACCGGAGGGCACCACGUGGGCUUCUUUAAGAGGGCGCCGUGACCCUUGCACCGGCGGGGCACGGGAGAUCGGGGCGGCCCGGUUAAUGAAAAACUAUUAUAAAUGGCGAGCAGAAUGCCCAGAAUUAAGUGCAGAUCUACGCCCUAGAAGUAUCCUUGGACUUCUGAAAGCUGGCUACCAUGGCGUGCUCAGGUCCCGGGAUUCUACUGGCAGUAGAGUUCUCAUUUACAGAAUUGCAUACUGGGACCCAAAAGUUUUUACAGCUUAUGAUGUAUUUCGUGUAAGUCUGAUCACAUCAGAGCUCAUUGUACAGGAGGUGGAAACUCAACGCAAUGGAGUUAAAGCUAUAUUUGACCUGGAAGGCUGGCAGGUUUCUCAUGCUUUCCAAAUUACCCCAUCUGUAGCCAAGAAGAUUGCUGCUGUACUUACAGAUUCCUUUCCACUGAAAGUUCGUGGGAUCCAUUUGAUAAAUGAGCCAGUCAUUUUCCAUGCUGUCUUCUCCAUGAUUAAACCAUUUCUGACUGAAAAGAUUAAGGACCGGAUUCAUCUGCACGGGAACAACUACAAAUCAAGCAUGCUUCAGCACUUCCCAGACAUUCUUCCUCGGGAAUAUGGCGGUAAAGAGUUCUCCAUGGAGGAUAUUUGUCAGGAGUGGACAAAUUUUAUAAUGAAGUCUGAAGAUUAUCUCAGCAGCAUUUCUGAGACCAUCCAAUGAGAAGUUAUUUCCUGCAAAUGACUUCAUUUAAAAUUCAAGGAUGGGAUCCUAUCUGGUUUCUAAACUAAAGGGCAAACCUUCUAAACUAAUUGAUGCUUAUUUGAUCUUAAAACAUGCAACAUGGAUAUUUGGGGAAUGUUUUAACUUCUACAAUGCUGCUCCUUUUAAAUUAAUUAAAUGUUAGGAAAGAAGAUAUUCCUGUUUGAACUUGAAGAGCAAACAUAGCUACAUGUAAAGCAGCUGUUCCAGUGUGUCUCUGUAUGGUUCAGGAAAUUUUAUCUUAAACAAAACGUUAUGAUCACACUGUUUAAUACUAGAUUGAUGGCUACCUACUGGAAAGAAAUACUGUAUGUAUCAACUGAUGGUGAAACAAUAUCGAUGCUCAGAUAAGGUUGGCGUCAGCAUAUAAAUCAGACUGUCCUGAAUACAAUCUCAUCUCAGGACAGUUCAUCUCAGGUAAAUCCUACUCUAGCAAAUGCACAAUAGAAGCCUGUGAAUGUAAGUCUACACACACGAUAAUGUUGUCAUCAGUGAAAUCACAAUAGAAGCCCUUGAAUGUAAGUCUGCACACACACUAUUGUUGUCAUCAGUGAAAUCACUAUGUUUGAUAAAAAUGAUCUAAAACUUAGGACAUUUUUCUGGGGACAGUUGAGAGGUUUCUCACACUGUUUUGUAUUUUCAAAUAAGAAUAUAAGUAUGGCUUCUGUUUAUAGACAGGGAAGUAGAGGAAUAUGUCUUUUACAUUGACAUUUAUACUUGAAAACUUAACACAACUACAUCAAUGAAGGGUGCUUACAUUUUAAACCAUCAGCAAUUAUACUCUAGUAUUUUUCAAAUAUUCAUAAAAUGCUUUCAUUUUAUUCUGAGAUAAUCUACUAUUAUUUCAGAAUAUUCUGAGUCCCACGAUUUAAUUUAAACAGUCAGUAGCUGGGAUGUGCUGUCUCUAACACAGUGUGGUUCAUUUCUAAGACUUCCAUUCAUUGAGAAAGAUGUAAUCUUAUCCCAUAUUCAGCACAGCCUUCAACUUCUGGCAUAAUGUUUAUACUUAAUGUUUAUAAUUAAUUUUAUUUUAAACUGGAAAGAACACAAGUAGAGAACUUAUUGAAUUUGUGUUCAAGUAGUUCAAUUUCUACAUUAAUUACACUAGAGUAACUUUGUACAAGGAUCUUUUUCAUUGCACAAGGGUGUUUUUCUUUAUAAGAAAAUAAGUCUAAUCAGAUGAGCUGAUACUUACGAUUCUCAGUACAUAUACCUCUGACAAAAGUGAAAGGAGGGCCAGAUGUUCUUUAGAGAACGUGUUUAAUUUUCACUUAGCAACUAGACGCUACCUUUACUAUUUAAUUUUACUAAAAAAAUCUUGCCUUUUUCUUUAAAAAAGCCUUCGUUACUAAAUUAUGAAAUUGAAAUUGUAUACAUAAGAAUAAUAAAAAUCAGUUAAAGAAAUGAACAGUAACAAAACACCUCUGGCUUAUCAACCUUUUAUGAUAGAAGGAAACUCAGAUGUCACUUUAUUUAUAGAGAGCUAUUAAGUCACGUGCCAUGACUCUGUGAAGGAAUGGCACAUUACAAUAAAGGCUAAUGUUUUGAAUGUGUAUACUAGUAAAGCAAUUAACAGUAACCUGAAUUUAAAUGUCAGUCGAUGGAAGUACAGCCUAUGACAGGGCUUUGAAAACGUUUCUACAGUGAAGCAGUUCUACAGAGAACACUAAUGAGCAAUGUGUAAACUGUUUGGAAGGUGCUGGUGAAUAACUGGAACUUUCCACAUGGCUUCACCACACUUGUGCCAGAAACAUAUUCUGAAAGUUGAGCUCCAUAGGUGCUCACCGUGCUGCUGAAUUUCACAAUAAUUUGCUUUACUAUUGUUAAAAAUAAACAUCUUUCCUCACAAACCAUGGUGUUUAUAUUUUUCUAAAAUGGAAAGGAAGCAUUCUUUUCAGAAAAGAGAAAUGUUUUUUUCUUUCAGAAAAAUGCAGUAAAAACAUAUUAUCCAUUAUCCGAAUGCAGUAAAAACAUCUUAGCCGUUAUCCGAAUGUUGGUUCUGUUGUUUAGGUGCAGGUGCUUUCCCUGUUGUUCUGCUUCCUUCAGUGUCUUUGCUAGAUCAAGUGCAGACGCUGCACACAAUCUCUAGUUCCUCUAGUUCUGGAUUUGAGAAAUCUGUCUUUGGAAUUCAUGUUCAGUUUUACUUGGAUAGUAAAAUUAUCCCGAAAAAUUAAAAUCUAUUAAAGAAACACACAUUAUCUGA